Molecule: messenger RNA, 375 nt
Organism: Protopolystoma xenopodis
Lineage: Eukaryota; Metazoa; Platyhelminthes; Monogenea; Polystomatidea; Polystomatidae
Source: the annotation of a GenBank genome assembly
UUCGGUCCAAACGAGGCGGACGCAAUGAUUCGGCUUAAAAUGGUGGAAAAUGGGCAAUUCAAGCCGGCAAUUGUUGUGCAUUUUGUCGACUGUGAGCCGGCCGGUUGUGGGUUCGAGGCCCGUCGAGGCGAGGCUCUCUCCGGCAGACGGCCAAUUCCACUCUCUUCUCACUUCACUUCACUUCACUUCACUUCACUUCGCCCUCACACUCGCACUCGCCUCUCCUCCCUUCUCAAGUCACCAGUCCUGCCAACCUCUAGCCCCCUGCACCGGCUAAUCCGCCGUUUCCCCGGCGCUCUGCUAAAAGGUUCACUCAACUGCUUCGUCCAGAAGAGGCAUGAAACAGGCUGUUUUCGCAAUCUGGACAGUGCGUAA